AUUCCUAGGUAUUUUAUGCUUCUUGGUGCAAUCGUGAAUGGGAUCAGUUUCUUUAUUUGUCUUUCUGUUGCUUCAUUAUUAGUGUAUAAGAAUGCAACUGAUUUCUGUACAUUGAUUUUGUAUCCUGCAACUUUGCUGAAUUCAUGUAUCAGUUCUAGCAGACUUUUGGUGGAGUCUGUCGGAUUUUCCAUGUAUAAUAUCAUGUCAUCUGCAAAAAGUGAACGCUUAACUUCAUCUUUGCCAAUUUUGAUGCCUUUGAUUUCCUGUUGUUGUCUGAUUGCUGAUGCUAGAACUUCCAACACUAUGUUAAACAGCAGUGGUGAGAGUGGACAUCCCUGUCGUGUUCCUGAUCUCAGGGAAAAAGCUCUCAGUUUUUCCCCAUUGAGGAUGAUGUUAGCUGUGGGCUUUUCAUAAAUGGCUUUUAUGAUGUUUAAGUAUGUUCCUUCUAUCCCGACUUUCUUGAGGGUUUUUAUUAAGGAAGGUGCUGAAUUUUGUCAAAUGCUUUUUCUGCAUCGAUCAUAUGAUCAAUAUGAUCAUAUGAUCCAGGAUCAUAUGGUUCUUAUGUUUUCCUUUAUUAAUGUGAUGUAUCACAUUGAUUGAUUUACGAAUGUUGAACCAGCCCUGCAUCCCAGGAAUGAAUCCCACAUGAUCAUGGUAAAUAAUUCUUUUUAUAUGCUGUUGAAUUUGAUUUGCUAGUAUCUUAUUGAGAAUUUUUGCAUUUAUGAUGCUUUUUCUAAAAUCGAGAUCUAGAAAAUUUCAGUGAUUCCGGGUAGUCUUGAGUAUGAUGUUGAAACCUGCUGGAGUGGCAUUCUGGGCCAUUUGAAAUCAGCUUCUCCAUUUGGCUGUUUUUCCUUCCACUUCUCCUCCUCACUUGCCUGAACUCUGGAAACUCCAGAAUAUAUUCUUGUAUGUAUAAAUGUAUGGUUUUUUUUUCUUAUGCCUCUGAAUUUUCAUAUAUUUUCUUCUGCAUGAAAUCCCCUCCCCUCUCCUCUUCAACCUUCUCUAAUAGAUCACACUGCCUUAACCUUCAAGAUCCAGUUCAAGUUUCAUAUCCUCUGGGAAGCUUUCUUGGAAGCACCAGGCAGAAUCUCUGUCUCCUCUCCUAGUGCUCCCUAGGGCUUGUGUUUAUGCCUCCCUUGAAACAUUUCUACUCUCUGUGCCAGUUCUGACUGGAGAGUGUCACAAAGACAGAGACUGGGUCCUCUUUAUUUAUGUAUUCCCUUUGUUUAGUAGUCAGUGGUGUGGAGUGAUUUGCAGUAUACAUGUAUCAGACAGUUUUGUAACAAGCAGCCUCCCCACAUCAGUGACUUAGAACAAGAAACAUUUUUUUCUUACUCUAUUAAUGUUAGGCUGUGUGAGUCUGUUGUGGUUGCUACAGAGCUCUGCUAGGUUCUGUUCCGUGUGUCUUCCCACUCUGAGGCACUGGCUGAAGGAACAACCCCCAUGUGGAACAUGCCAUUUUCCUGGAAGAAAAAAGAAGCGAGAGUCCUCCAAAGCCAUGUAAUGUCUCUCAAAACUUCAGCCAGGGCAUAGUUUACAUCAUAUCCUAUUGGUCAAAUCCAGGUACAUGCUCAAGUCCAAUGACAAUAGAAAAGUAUUUUCCCAUAGGAUGGAGCGGCAUGGCAAGGCAAUGGCAAUGGAUAACAACACCUAAUAUUUUUAUAGACAAGAUGGGGUUAUAAAUGGGAAUUACAAUACACCCCACUGCAAUGUGCUUGUUAAAAUGAAUGGACUCAUGCUGCUGAAAAGAGCCUUAAAGAACCCACUGUCCAGUUUCCUCAUUGGUUGAAUAUUUGCCAUUCUGGACCAUCCAGCAUCUGAAUCCACUUAUGUUUGGGGAAUUCUCUACUUUUGAGUCUUGGUGGGAAUUAAAACUGAUCAGAAUGGCCUUGCACAAGAGAAGUGAUUUGCCCCCCUUGUAUAUAGGCCCCAGUCCAUGGCUUGGCCUACGUCAUUAGGGUGUACAUUCUCAGGCUUUGAGUCAAAGAGCUGCAAGUUCUUGGGGUCCUGGUGGCUGCAGUACAGGUAGCAGUGCCCAGUAUCAGUGGUGUUGGCAGGUCUGGGGGCUGAAACAAGACUUGUGAUGAUGUACUUAGUGACAUAACUGAGACCCUGCUCGUCUACCUCUCCUGGCAAUUCCAUGAACCACCCAAUGUCUUUUUAUUAAUUCCUUUUCUGCUUCUAUGAGCCAGUGCUGUUGUUCACAGCCAUGCAUCCUGGCUCACCUACCAACCUUCCCAGGGAAGUAUUGUAUAAAGUAGUUAAGAGGGUCAGCUUUGAAACCAGAUCUCCAGCUUCCUGCUACCUCUGUACUUGGGACAAGUUACUUAACUUCUGUGUGUGUCAAUUCCCUAAUCUAUAACGUGAGGGUUAGAGUAAGACCUGCCUCCUAGAGUUUUUGUAUUAAGGGAGAUAUACACAUGAAAGGAGUUCAGGAUCUAUUAUGAUUAUUGUAAUUCACAAGGCUAUUGUAAUUCACAAGGAGGCUAAAUGACUUUCUCAUGUUUAUAAAGUAUGCCAGUGGCAAAAUAGUCUAGAAGGCAGACUGGACAAGAACACUACGAGGGAUGUACAAUUAUCUUCUCCAUUUGAUAGAUGAGAAAACCGAGGUACAGAUCUGCCUCCGAUCACACAGGGAACAAGUGGUAGAAUAAGAGUCCAACUCAGGCAAGCCAGCUAGAUUUGCUCUUUCAGCUGCUGAGCUCAGGGGAGGAUACUCACUCCCACCCCUGCCAGCCAUGCACACUAACUGCCAUCCAGAUAGCGGCCUGCUUCCCACUCCUCCCUGACCUGUGUAAGGCAUCUCUGAAGAGCCCUCUCUGCUGUUAUCUGAGCAAGCCUAGUCAUCUCAGAGAUGACUCAGGGCCUCUCUGACUUUGAAGAAGGAGCCACAGGUUGGGUCCCUGGCAGGUGACCACCAAGAUGGAAGUAAGUAGGCAUGCAGGAAGUGCAUGAAGGAGAGCUCUAAGGAUGCACACCUCCAGAAGGGGGAAGGAUUAAGUGGGGGAAAUCUUUGUGAACCUUUUAGAACAUACAGUGCCUGUUGGGCACAUAAUAAGCAGUAUAGGAGUGUUUGUUGAAAUAUCACCCAAGAGGCCCAGGGCCUCUCUCCAGGGGGCCUGCCAGCAGAGCAAGGAAAUACAGGAUGGUAUGUUUCUCACAGUUCUUGCUGGCUCUUGCUUUUGGAUGUGACCUUCGGUGCCUCCUGUCAAGUACUUUUCUGGGAGACAUGCCCCAGAUUCCUUCCUUGGAUAUUAAAGUUUACCCGUGGCUCGCACAGGGCACAGUUGCCAUCUACCUUGCACAGAGGGCAGGACCCAUCCUUAUCCACAAACUCUAUGUGCCUCUAGGGGGUGAGGUGGGCAGAGGUGAGCGGGUUCCUAGGCUGCAGAUGGUCCCAGGGAGAGGGGCUUCCAGAUUUUCCUGAUUGCACUUUGAUGGAUGAGUUACCACCCUUCCUUCCUCUGGUUUCUCCUGCAGACCAGGAUGGAUGGGGCUGAGACACACAGAAAGGGGAGAGGGCAUGCAGUGUGGUGGUGGCAGUGGGACCAGCCAUGAGAGACUUCCGCCCUCGCCCCCCGCACACACACUCCAGAAGAAGGUGGGGAUUGAAAACCUGGCACCAAUCAGGCCCACAGGGACCAUUGUGAGAGUCAGAGAAUGAGUCCCCUUUGCCUCUCCACAUUCACUGCCCAUCUGUCUCCAUGCUGCUCUGGGUCCCAAGAGGCUGAUCUCUGUGGAUUGCACCAUGCAGGCUUGCAUGCCCCAGGUUCCCAGGGAGGAGGUGAUCGGGGGUGAUCAGUGGGCAGCCCCAAUAGAAUGGAGGGUGAGAGGCUGGGCCAUUUGGUCUGCAAGCCUCGUCCCCGCGGGGAGGCCAAGGUCUGUGCUCUUCUACUCACCCCAUAGCUGCAACUCCUGCUGCUCCCUCUGAGGACACCCUCUGCUAACCCCGUCAGGCCUGUGAUGGUAACGGCCCCCCUUCUUGCUAGCCCAGGCUGCCUCUGUCCCUUGUCAACUUCCCUCAACCUUGCCUACCUUUGUAAAUAUCCUCAUUAAACUCUCUUGGCUAGUCUUCUGCUGGAGCCCUGACUGAUACACACUCUGGGGGCUGACAUGGGCCCCAUGGGCCCUCGGCUGAACAUGUGGGGUGUAAGCUGGAUUGCAGCGCCCCUCACUUCCCCAGGUGUCCACAGCUUACAACUGCAUGAGACAGUGCUGGGUGAGCUCCAGGGAACUUCUUUGUUCUCUAUGUGGAGUGUACCCUCUGUUGCCAGUAGCAGAUCUGGGUUUGGUUUCAUCAAGGAAGCUGGAAGAACCUUUUAGCUGCUAUGGCAAUGGCCUUAGAGAAGAAGCAGGACAGAAGAAGCCCUACAGUGCUUUUCCUGGUCUGUGUUUAGAGAAGCUGAUGGGUCCAGCGCUCCCUCCUUAUCCCAAAUGACUAACACGCAGCUCCCAAGUAAUUGAUCUACAUGUUCUGGCUUCUUGACUGGAGUUUUUUUCCUAACGAAAAGCCACAGACCAUCGUGCCCCCAAAUCAAUCUUAUUCCGUGUCCUUGUGUUUUCAAGAAGUAGCUCCUCUGUGUGUUCAACUUUGUGGGAAGACCAAGAACUACUCUCUCUACCUUUAGAUGCUGGGAUCUGGUUUGUUCCAGGCCUUAGGCCCAGGAUUUUUGAGUGGAAAAUAACUUUUGUAAUCAAGACACCACAGACACAUUGUCUCUACUGGGAAGAAUUCAGAGCAGUGGAAAAGCCCUGGAAAUCCCAGAUCCAAUUAAUAAUUCCAUAAGACAGUUCAUUAGAAUGCACAAGUGCUUAACUAAACAAAACCAUAAUCGAAGCUGUCAGAAGUGAUCCACAAUUGUGUUAGAAUUUUCUCAUCCACGCAUCAUUUAGUUAGAUAACAAACUACAAUUUAGUUAGAUAACAAACACUACUUAUCCCGCCACUGGCUUUUCAGCCAUGAAAUGAAGUUGGUGUCUGUACUGGGCUAACAGUGGAGAAAGGGCUUUUGGCUGGUUGAUGAGAGGGGAUCCCACUUUGGAGAUAGGUUGGGUCUUGUGCAGCCAAGCCCCAAAUCAACUGGAUUCCCACAGCUCCUGAGAAGUUCUCCAUAGCCUGGCUUUGUGUCUGAAGAUGGCACCCUUCUGCUGGUAACUUUGGGGCUCUGCCACCUUGGGGAUUGGUGGAUGGAGACAGUCUUUAGAGCAGAUGCCUUAUACCCCUCCAUUGUUAUGUCACCGCUUUAGCUGAAACUGGUAAUAAUGGGAAACUGCAGAUUUCCUCUUCUUACAAGGCUCAUUUUAGAUGGUCAUCAGUGUUCUCACUUCGGUUAAAAUAGUGUCAACCCUUCUGCUGAGUAGGUUUUGAAGCUCAAGUGCUGGGGCAGGAAUCCUAGGGGUAAAAAGAGGGGACUCUGGGUGGCUUGGUGGGGGCAGGCCACUGGGACAAAGGGCUGCAGCAGGAACUCUGUUUUUCUCCCUUUCAUCCAAGUAGCCAGACUCACAUGGGGAUAGAAGAGGGUAACUGCCUGUUUUUAAAUACUGUUUAGGGCAGGCCAGAUCUGUGCAGCCCCAGACCAGGGAUGCCAGAGCUGUAUGUUAGGGUCUGCUUGGCCAGUGGUUACCUGGGGAUCACUAAAACACCACAAAUAUUUAUUUUAAUUUAUUAAAAUAAGUCUGUAUGUGCAUAUAUAUGGGUGUAUGUAUUCCUACCCCCCCCCCUCUUUUUUUCCUUCUUUAUUUCUUCCAGGGUAGGAAAAAGUGUUCUCACACAGCAGUGGAAAGAUACAUCAGUGCUAAUGUAUCUGGGAGAAUCCCAGUUGUCUUGGGUGGAUGGAGGCUAAAUCUUGGGUCUUACUUGGGCUAUCUGGUUGCCCUGUACCACAGUGACCUCCAGGCAGCUUGUUUUACAGAGCUGACCUUGUCUGGAUAUGCUGGAGCUCAGUCAGCCAGCAUUGGCCAUGGCCUUGAUGUCUGUUUUGGCUUUAGCACGUUCAAAUACUGCAAAGGUAGCUGGGCCAGCUAGUGUUUUCUGAGGGCCUCCUUUGUGGGCAUUCAGUCAUGUCUAGCCCCCAUAGCACCCCUGCAGGGUGGUCUCAUUACUGAUAGAAAAUGGAGACUAGGAGGGGUCAGGUGACUUUUCUAAUGCCACUUAGUGCAGAGCCAAGAAUUUAAGCCCAAACCUCCUUCAUGCUGCCAGUCUAGGGAUGUGGCCACUUGGGGGGCAAUUCUGAUUGAUUUUUCAGAGUAUAAGACAUUUGAUUUUCAACCUGUUCCUACUCUUUCUUCCCUUGCAGCUGGGUCCACUUAGCAGCUCUGUGGCCCUCCUGGGGCUCAGUGGGGGCUAGAAGGAGGCUAUGGCCAGGGUCCAUUCUACCACCAUCCCUCAGACUUGUCCCCAGCCCCAUCUACCUGGACCGAUUCCCUGGCCUGCCCAGUUCUUUGGAGACCUUGCCUUGUCUUUACCUUCUUGGUGACUGUGGCCCUAGUUCCUGAGUCCCUAAGCUCCUGUCUGCUGUUCCUGUUCCUCCCAGAAGCCACGGCCCUUCUGUGUCUCUGUACUGGUACCAACACACUUGGUUGGGGAUUUGGACUUGGAAAGGAACUUCAGCCUUCUGGCUCUGUUGGGGCACUUCCCCCCUGAUGGUCCUCCUCCCCCACCUGAGGGAGCCAUCUGUGCCCCCACUCCUGCCCUCAUUCCUGUGCCCCGUCAUUGGGCCUUCCACUGUUCUCCUGUCACUCGGAUUCUCCAGGGUCUCUGUGCCUGCUGUUCCUCCUAUCUGGAAUGCUCUUCCUUCCCCAUAGCCACGUGCCUCCCUCCCUCCUUUCAGGUAUUUGCUCAGGUUUCAUCUUGUCGAAGAGGCCUUCCCUGACCAUCUUGAUCGUAUCUAAUGUACCCCAUUGGCCCCUGACUUCAUUUGUCUAAGUCGUACUUACCACCAUCUGAGACAUUUUCUGUUUAUGUGUUUGUCUCUCCACUUGCUAGAACAUCAACUCUGUGAGGACAGGGACUGUGUUGGUUUUAUUCACUGAGUCUGAGAAAUAGGUUGCCUAUGGAAAAAGCAGGUGACUUGGAGGCAAAGACUGGGGUUCCAAAUCUGCUUCUUCUACAUACAUGUGUAUGACCUUGAGUGUGUCUCAACUCCUUUGAAUCCCAGUUUGUUUGUCUGAAAAAUGGGUGUAUUAAUUCUGACUUAUUGGGAUGUUGUGAGAAUUCAUAAUAAUAACUUAUGUUUAAUGAACGCUCAUCAUGUUCUGUGCCCUGUACCAAGCAUUUUGCAAGGAUGACCUCACUUUAUCCUUGUAAUGUCCUAGGAGGGGAAUUAUUACUACUUUUAGUUUACAGAUGGGAUAUCUGAGCCACAGAAUGGUAAAGUGACCUGCCCAAACCCCUAAGUGCCCUUGAUAGCAAGUGGCAGAUUAGGAACUUAAACCCAGUAUUGAGAUCUAGAUACAACACUUCCUACUCUAUAAUGCCUCUCAUUAGACAAUGUGUUUGGUACAAAAGAGGUCCUCAAUAAAUGGUAACUAGUCUUCUUAAUAUUCUUUUCUAGGUUCAACCCCUCUUUGCUAUUUCUGUCUCUCAGCCAUCCUAUGAACCACCAGGCCUCCUUUGUCUCCUGGUAUGACCUUUGGGUUGCUCUCACUCUUGGGGUCCUCUUGGACUCUAGUUGCAGCCUUCCCUGGUCCAUUUGCUCCUGCCUCUGUGGCCACUCAGUCAAUCCUAGCUGUCAUGGUGUGUCCAUCUCUCCUUUGUCCUCCAGUCCUCCUGCUGGCAGCCAGGAUGGGAGCAACUGGUAGACAGAUCAGAGUGAACUUCUGACAGCUUCCUUGAAUUUUCCAUUUACAGGGCAAGAGUAGGAGAGGGACAUAGCACCAGUGGCUUGGGACCACUACCAGAUUAGUGACAAGCCAUGGAAAAUGUGAACCUUCACAUGUUGAAAAUAGAUUCUCUGUAUGAAUUUUCUUCUCCUUGCCCAUGCUCAUAAAUGCCAGCAUUGGUGACCCUUGGGCCACUAGGGAAGCCUGCCACCCUUGUCACUGCAAAAACAGUGUUCAGGGAAGCCCCUUCCUAGGGGAUGGUUUUAGGAUGCUGCUGUGUAAAGGACUGAGGCUCUGCAAGCCAGAGGCAAUUUCCCUGAAGGGUCAGCCUGGGACAGACAGUUACAGGUGUGAGCCCUGGAGUUCUAGAAACCUAACCUUGGUUCAAACCCAGACUCCAACACUGACUCCCUGCAAAAACUUAGAUGAGUGACUUCAUGUCUCUGAGCCUCAGUUUCAUCAUCUGUAAUGUGGGAAUUACUGGGUGGGCUGGGGUCCAAGAUUCUCUUUAAGGGAGGAUGUUUCAGAAAACUCCCUUUCCUGUUCUAAUCCCCGUCUCUGUGAUCACAAAGAUCCCACAGGGAGAGGGCCGCCUUCACUCUCAGUGGCUCCCCUCCGCCCACCGUGGAUCUAGUGCUCGCUCAGGCUCUGAGCUGCCCACUGGCUGUUGGCUCUGUUUUCCAUCCGUGACCCAUUCAAGCCUGGUGCUUUCUUUCAAGACAUCCCAUCAGAAUCAGUCAAAUGGGACCUGUAACUGCCUAGAAACACAUUAUCAGUCCCACUUACAACAAAAGAACAACAACCUUUAAAGCUCUUCAAAAAAUAAAUUAUGUUCCCUAUGAGCAGUCCCAGAAGAAAUGUCAUUGGAGACAUAAACUGUUUUACUGUGACCUAUGUAAACGUCCCAGGAAAUAAACUGACUUCCCAUUCGGUAAAACCCUCUUGUUCCUUGUCUUGAAUAAAACAGAUUAGAUUGUUUGAGAAGCAGGAGCUUGAGGCUUGGCAGGGGAGACCAGGCUUGGCUGGUGAUGCAGGUGUGGGAGGCAGCUUUGCAUUGUGGAGGCACAAUGUUCGUUUCAGCACCCAGGCGUCUCUGAGAUGUGCCAGUCACUGGCCUCUCCUGAGAUGGGGGGGCACCACCCAUGUCUUUGAAAGAGGUAGAUAUUUUGGCGAAUGGAGGAUUUUAAAAGCCAGAGUUGGGGGGCACCUGGGUGGCUCAGUCGGUUAAUCGUCUGACUUUGGCUCAGAUCAUGAUCUCGUGGUUUGUAAGUGUGAGCCCUGCAUGGGGCUCUGUGCUGACAUCUCAGAGCCUAGAGCCUGCUUUGGAUUCUGUGUCUCCCUCUCUGCCCCUCCCCCACUCCCACUGAGUGUGUCUCUGUCUCUCAAAAAUAAAUAAACAUUAAAAAAAUUGAAAAAAAAAAGCUAGAGUCGUACUUUUGGCUUGGAUGAUUCCUUCGGGAGUUACUAGAAUGGAACAAGAGACAACACAAUUGGUUGGCAUCAACGACCAUCUACCUGCCAAGCAUGGUGCUGGCUUCUUUUCUUCAAUCCUCAUACUUAUUGCUCCCGAUCCUAUGACAGAGGUUCUGAUUCCCAUAUUCAGAAGAGGAAUCCGAGGAUCAGAGACAUGAAGUACCUUUUCUAAGAUCACCGAGGGAGUGAGCUCUUCAGUCUGAACUUGAACCUGGGUCCAGUUAUCUGUGAUUCCAAAGAGCACGCUCUUCUCCCCCAUCAAGCUACCUUUUUCUUCUCUAGUGUAUCUCUGUGGUCCAGAGGGGAGGGGUGCCUACUGUCCGGGGUCUGUCUGCUGGGAAAUCUACAUGAAGUCCCAUCCAUGAUUACUGGGUUUGCCUUUCCUGUUUUCAUACCUGGUAUGUAUAAACACACACUCGCACAUGCAUAUACACACACAUACACACAUCUACACACAGGGGUCACCUGAUUGAUGAGAGGAGUUUCCUUCAUUCUGGGACUUUUUCUAGAUGUAUCCUUUUUCUAGCUAGCACCCUUGUGUUCUGCUGCUUUAUAGAUGGGUUGAGAGAGUAGCCAUGCAUGGAAAAUACCACUGGCUUGAGGCACAUAAUGAGUCCUGACCUCAGGGGAUGCCCAACCCUCUACAGCACCUUCCAGACACAGUCCCUGCGCAAACUGCCAAUUGGGAUGAAGAAUCUGUCACUUAAAUUAUGUGGAUAAGGUCUGAGCUGGGCUGAGCUGUCCUAAAGAAAUGGCUAAUUUGCUGUCACUGCACUGGGUUCAGAAGGAACUCACAUGUGUCUGUGUGUGUGUUUACACAGACAGCCACUGACCCCUGCUCCACAUUUCUUAUCCCAGAUUCCUGUUCCUACUUGGAAUGAUGAAUUUCCACAACACAGGGAUGCUUCCCUCCAUCUCUAAGUGAAACCCAGAGAGAAUGCCUGUGAAUGACAAAGUACCAUGAGCUACUCCCACAAAGAAAAAUCUGUCCUGCUGGCAGAUCUGGGUCAGGCGGAAUCUGACAGCUGUGAGAUGGGGGUCAAGAGUGCCCAGCCACGAGACAGUCAGUUCUCCACACUUGGACCUCGGGCUGGAUUAACACUUUCUUCCUGCUCGGGAGAUGGGGCCCAGCCCUGACCCCACGGGAGCAGAGGGUUUCGGAUAGAAAAAUUCACUUCUUCCUUGGUGACUUUAAUGAGGAAGGUUGCUAAGAACCCAGGGUUGCUAGGUUCCUGAGAAGAUUUAAAAACAAGGAUUCUUAACCUGGAUUUCAUGGAUGGACUUUAGGGAAUCUGUGACAUGCAAAAAUUAUGGGAAUAACUCUCUGUGUAUAUAUAUGCAAACAUGUGUAUAUGUAUGUGCAUGUAUGCAUAUGUAUAUUCAUAUGUAGGGGUGUGUGUGUGUAUGUGUGUGUGUGUGUGUAUGUGUGUGUGUGUAUGCAUGCAUUUUCUGGAGACAUGGCCCAACCCUUUCCUCAGAUUUUUCCAAGGAGCGUAUAACCCAGAAGAGAAGAACCUUUGCAUUAACAUAACCAGAGGCCGAACAGAGUCUCCCUAGGAAUAGGAGGACCUUCUCUGGGGAUCACAUGUGUGGGGUUCUGCUCUGCACAGUACAGGGGACUAGCUCAGCUGUAUAUCAGUGGUGUCUGUGGCAGACAGAGCAACCUCAGGAUGGAAGCUUGUGCAGUUUGUAAGGUUUGAGAUGAGGGCCUGGUGGCAAUGGUAGCUCCAAGAGCCCUCCCUGUGUCAAACUGGACAAUUGGUCCCUCCAGUCUUCAGCAGAUUCCAUAGCUAGGAUUUUGGGAUAUGGACCCUGAAUGUGGUCUUUGGAUACUUCAGACCAAAGGAGGGCAGCCUGUUUUCAGAAUUCCCAUGACAGAACGCCCUCUGCUACAGCCUGUCUUUCCUCUGCAUUCAAACCCUGUGUCUUUGGCAGGGGUCAAGUGGAAGGCGAUGCCAGCAGCACACCCACCCAAAAAGAAAGAGUGCUGGCUCUCUCUAUAGGAACUACACUGAGUAGGGCUUCUUGGGCACCAUCCUCACUGAUAGAGCUAUGGGAGGGUGUUUGAAAGCUGCGGACAGUUUUUCUGUGACUGUUCACCAUCACAUCACCAUGUCUUUAAAAUGAUGUCAUGGGGUGCCUGGGUGGCUCAGUCAGUUAAGCGUCUGACUUCAGCUCAGGUCAUGAUCUCAUUGGUUUGUGGGUUUGAGCCCCGUGUUGGGCUCCUUGCAGACAGCUCAGAGCCUCGAGCCUGCUUCAGAUUUUGUGUCUCCCUCUCUCUCUUCCCCUCCCCUGCUCGUGCUCUCUCUCUCUCUUUCAAAAAUAAACAUUAAAAAAUUAAAAAAAUAAAAUAAAAUGAUGUUGCAAAGUGCUCAGCCCUGAGAUUUCCUCUGAGGCUACAGAGAUACCCCUUUUCUGAAAAAUAUCACAGCCCAGAUGAAAAGACAGUUGGGCCAACAGGUCCUACCAGGUGGCAUGAAAAGUGGACAGUAGCCAGAGAAUUCUUCAUGGGCAAGCACUUUUAUCUCUGUAUUUCCUCCUGUAAUGAGCCCAGAGUCAGACCCAGAAAAUGCAUCACUAAAUGCACAUAGUUCGUGCUUGAAGGGACUUUCUGUGUCCCUAGUGCCUGGUGAUUAGUUGUACUCCAAGAAGUUUUGUAGAGUGACCUGAGUAGAGGUAGAAAUAUGGGGAGACUUCUUCAUAGAUGAGACACAGAGUAGACAUCUCUUACUACUCUGUUUCAUAUUUAACGCUUCUUACCUACCCAUCUCACAGGGCCUCUGGGAGAGCAUGCUCAGCCAAUAGAUGUUAAAGUGCUUUGUGUGCUUUAGUGGGGGGCAAAAGGCUGGCUGCACUUAAACUUGAUUUUUCCAGCAUGGGAAUUUUUAAAGCCCCUCAUCCCACAUUGCCUUGUUUAUUCUUGGGCACUUUAGACACAACAGUAUUGUCUCUGUGACUUGAUGGUAAUGUUCCUUUGAAGCAGGAGCUGGGUCUGCCCUUGUGUUGAGUAUCCCAUGCCAUGGCUAGCAUAGGAUGGGCACUGGUUGGUAUUGACAGGGCCACAGUGAGACAUCUGGAGGGUUCAGGUGCUAUAACCAAGAAUCCAAAGUAUGUACUAGUAGGUUCUGCCCUCAGGAGGCUUCCCAGAAGACAUAUGCCCCUGGGCUAUUUCUUAAAUGAAUAUACCUACUGAGUGGUACUGGGGUGGGCCCAAGCAUAGGCAAAAAAAAUGAGGUUGGCCCUUAAUUGUUAUCAAGAACAGGAUAUUCCAUUUGUUACAGAGGAUGGGGCAGCCCUUAUGCUGACCACAGGCCAAUGAAAGUCUUGAAUUCAAAUAUGCAAGCCUCUGGCCAAAGGUCAAUGGCAAAUCUUUGCUCUCUGGCAUGGUUAGCCACUGAGGGCCUAGGCCUCUUCUCAUGAGAUGUUCCUAAGGUAAGGGGAUAACAGAAUUGGGUAAAGUCAUUCCAUCUUCAAAGGAUCAAAAACAAUUGGUCUAACUCCCAGUUUUCUCUCAGUCAUGCAGUAAUGACUUAUUGAGCAGUUAACAUGCCUAACACAUUGUGCUGGGCCUGAGGCUAGGAAAGAAACAACAUGAAUUCUUUUCUUAGAGUUUUCAGUCAGGACUAGAUUAAGAUAUACGGGGUGCUAAGAAUACCAGUGUUCCCUUCCCCCUUCCGCCAUAAGUAAUUCAAAAUAAAAAUAUAUUAUAUUAUAAAUAUUUAUAAGGAAUACCAGCCAGUUCUAAUUUUUCACAUGAUAACAACUUAAAUGCUUAAAAAAUUUUGUUUUGAUAUCAAAUACUUUCAAAACUAAUUUGGUAUCCAAACUUUGUUGGUGUUCUGAACACAUGCUCAGAGUAUUAUUCAGAAAUCACAUGCCUGAUUUCAGCCUUAUGGGGAGAUAAGACACACAGAACAAUAAUAUGUACCAAGUGCCCAAAUUGUCACAGACUAGGAGAACUCAGACAAAGGGAAAGUUAUUUUUUCAACAAAUGCUUAUGGAAGAGCAAGAAUUCACUUUUUGCCUUGAAGCUAAGUAAGGUUUGUAAAUUCUCUCAAGACAAAGGAAUCAGAAUAAGCAAAGGAGAAACAUGGGGGUAUGUAUAAGAAGAAGAGGGGAGCUCAAUUUGGUGGGGACAUGAGAGAGAGUUAUGGGAGAUAGGAUAAAAGGUGUGGCCAUAUCUUAUAGGACCUCAAGUGUCAGAAUAAGGAGUUUGGAUUGGUUUGAGUAGUUCUUGGGAGCCUCUGCAGGUUUCUGAGCCUCUGCUGUUGUAGACUCAUUUUCACCUUCAGGAUAUUCAAAACCACCCUUGCAUUGCAUUUAAGAGUAUCUACAGUGAUGAAGUGAUGCCAGAGUAAUUGAGUAUUGGUAAUUGCUUUCACUGUGCUUUGGUGUAAUGCAUUUUUUAAAUGGGGUUCUAUCCUGUAAGUGCAUCUAUAGGAAAAAAGUGCCAAAGGCUUCAUUAUCAUUAACCAGUGCCAAAUGGGAUUUACAGAGAUAGUGAAGUGAAUGAAGACCAUGCCUCUGUCCUCCCAUUACUGCUCAAUUCUGUUAGGCAGGGAUCACAAUAAUUGCAGUGAUUAAAAAACAACAACGAUUUGGAGAAGCAGAUAUUCACACAGCCUCAAAGUAACACCCUGCACAUUACUUAUUAAUUACAAAGGAACAAAGUAAUUUUACAAUGAAUAUGGCAGACAUCACUUUAAUCAAGUGAUCACACUCAGCAUUACCGAUAAUGGGACAAAUGUGGCUUUUGAUGGAGUACAGUGGAAAGGACAUCACUUAUGUAGUAUUCUUGCCAAAAAUCUUUGACCUGAAUAUAAUAAAGAGAAAUUAAUCAGACACAUUCACAUUGUAGGAUAUCCUUCAAAUAAAAUUGCAUAGACUCUAAGACUAUCAACGUUUUGAAAGAAAAAAAGGGUGUGUAUGUACAGAAGGACUGUUCUAGACUAAAGGAGACCAAAAAGAUAGGACAAUGAAAGGAAAUGCUAGAUCUCUGAUUGGAUCAUGAAUUGGGAAAAUGAAAAAAGAGCUAUAGAGGACAUUAUUGGGAUAAUUGGGAAAAUUUGAAUAUAGAAUGCAUAUUAGAUAAUGGUUUGUUCUAUCAAUGUUAAAUUUCUUGGGUAUGAUAAUGGUGUAUUACUAUAAUAUUAAUAUAUAAGAAUGCCUGAUACUUAAGUGAUAACUGAUGAUGCAUUUAGAGGUGGAGUGAUGAGAAUGAGAGCUAGAAAAAGAGAGAGAAAGAGAGAGAGAGCAAGCCAAAAUGUGGUAAGAUAUUAACAAUUAUGAAUCUAGGAGGAGACUUUAUAAAUGUUCAUUUUUCCACUCUUUCAAGUUUUCUAAGGUUAUAAAUUUUUCAAAUGAAAACCUUAAAACAAAGCAACAGCAACUCCUCAUGUAGCAAUAUAGGACAAUGUAUGCUCUCAGGACUGUGAUCUCAAAUUGGUAUGAAGUUAACUUUACAUGUAGCAAAGCUACCCUUGACCAAAUGUACAUAUCCCUUGCGGAAUAAGAUGUGUGCUAUAAGAUGACUGCAAAGUGAAUCUUGGUAGUUGAUCCUAUUUUUUUAUUGAUUUCCAUUGAAAAAAUUGAGAAUCAUCUCCAAUAUGUUGAGGUAAAAAUGUUUUUUAAGGGAAAUAUUUCACAUGUGUUGCUACUGUAUGGCAUUCCAAAGCAUUUGUGGAGUGUUUUCUGGACCCUGUAGAUAUUUUCUUGAUUACCUGCCUUGCUUCCCUUAGUGUUUUCUUUACUUUACUCUUGCUGAUAAUAUAUUCUGACAUGUUGAAGGUCUGUAAACUACCACUCCCAUUGACUUACAGUUUUGGUACAUUGUUCCUGGAAGUUGUCCCCUCUCACAGUGUCUAAGAGAGCUAGGCUGCCAUGUCAUACUUUUACCAGUAGGUGUCACUAGUAUCAACUUAAAAAUUCUCUGAUGCUUCAGGAUCUAGACAAUAUAUCAGUAAUUUACCUUAAUUAAUUCUGUGCUAAAAUUCAAUUAAUACACUUAUUUAAAACCAAAGAAUAUUUUUAGAGAAAUUGCAAUUAAUAUAUGUCACACCCAUAGUUAACACCAGGGGAUAAGUGUAGCUUCUGUGUAGGACACAGUGUUCUUUUGCCCACAUAGUGUGCAUGCACGCAACAGCAUUAUUACUUACUAUUACUACUACUGUUGGUUAUUUCUACUUUUACUACUACUGACUAUCCGUUACAUGCCAGAUACUGUAUUAGGUACUUUACAAUUAUGUAUGUAAUUCUCAGAAAAAUCCUAUGAAGUGAAUGGUGUUCAUUUAUGUUUUAUAAGUAUAGAGACUGAGUCUCAAAGAAGGUAAGUAAUUUGCCACAAACACAUAGCUGGAGGCAAAUGCGGAACCAGGUUUUAAACCUUACCAGUCUGACUGUAAAGCCUGUGCUGUUUUCAAGUUUUGGUGAUCCCAAUAUGUUCACCCUUGCAGGGAAACUUGGCAUUUGUACUGUUGAUCGCUAAAUAAGACAGGAAGGGCUUUCAUUAAAGGAUGUUUAGGCAGUUAUAGAAGAUAGAGGACACAUUUGGGGACAGUCCUACAAGUGGUUAUCUACUUGAUACUUACAGGUCAUAAACAGGGAUGGGGGUCCGGGUGUACAAUCUGGAAGUGUUAAGGAAUGGGAAUCGGCUUAGAGUCUGCUGGGGGAAAGAUCAGAAUUCUGCCCUGCACAACAGCUGAGUUUGCACUUUGUGAAUUCUGCAUUUUUGCUUUUUAACCAUUCUGGCCAUUAUUAAUUAUCCUCAGGGGGUUCUGUCCAUAUGUGACCUGAGAGCAAAGGAGAGGAGAAGGUCAGGGGGUAGUCGUACAUGAAGAGAUUCCUCUCUGUCACCUCUUAUUGGAAACUCCUCGUCAUUUGGUCCUAAUCCAUGUACAAUAUUUAAACUCCCAAAUCUGCUCUCCUGGAUUACAAUGUUCUUGUUAUCCAAAUCUCUCAGUAGGCAAUAAACACUGAACUUUUCCUUGGAACAUAAGGUCCCCAAACACACCUUUGUUCUCCUCUCACCCAUCAGUUCCAUUAUGAUCUCAUUUCUACCCGCUUCCCAACUGACACUACUCUAGAAAUAUCUCUGUAAUCUCUACUUCCUUCAUCUCUGCAUUACUAGUAGCUACUGCUAAAAGUGUGGAUAUGAUCAGAGCUGGAAGCAGGAGGAUUGGUUGAAAGUUAAUUUAAGAAAUAGUUAGGCUCUCCAGUCUCCUCUUUUACUCUAUGGGUUCAGGUAAAUCAAUGCUGCACCCCCCCCCCAAAAAAAAAAAAUUUUGACAGGAGACUGGAAAUUUAUUCUUUUAGCAGAGUAAAACAGAUGUUGUGUGCUGAUGGACAUCUGACACAGAGUGAGCUACCGUACUAAAAACAACAGGGUUAAUUGAAAGCCUGUGUCACACUGAAUGUGGAGACUUCUCCAGCCAUUGUCUUCCUCUUGGUUCCUAGAACAGUGACAGCCAUAUUUUUAUACUCUAGUGAGGUGAUAAGAUUCUUCUUUGGGGAACCUGAUCAGCCUUUGAAAAAUUCUAAAGAUCAGUAAUCAGUGUUUUUACUAAAAAUGGCCCAGCCAAAUUACUGUGAGGCCAUAGUCACAAAACCCCCUACACAGAGUCUCCAGUGAACCUUUUAUUGCCACCCCCUAAUAUAAGAGAUGGUCAAAGAUCACCAGACAUCCAAGAUGAUUGGCAGAGAAACAAUAUGGAAGACAGAGACAUAAAACAAAUGAGAAAAAAACCAAUCUAAUGGAAACAGAAAAUCCAGGGAAAAGAAGUUUUAAAAAUUGUUAGAUAUCCUCAGAGAGAUAAGAGUAGAAAUUGCAUUCAGGAAGAAGAUCCUUUCUAAGAAAGAAAGGUCACAAUCAGAGCCCUUAGGAAUUAACAAGGUGUUAGCAAAAAUGAAACACUUGGUGAAUUUGUUGGCAGGUAAAAUUGAGGUUGUCUUUUAGAAAGUAGAGAGAAAAUAAAAAAGAUAUGGAAAGUAAGAGAAAAUGCAAGUCUAUUAGAGCAUCAGUUCUAGAGGCCCAAUAUCCAAAUAAUAGGUGUUCCAGAUAGAAAGCAGAGACAGACAGUAAGGGAGAAAAUCAUCAAAGAAAUAACUCAAGACAAUUUUCUGUAAUUUUCCUGAAGUACUUAUCAGGACAGAAAGGGCCCACUGAGUGCUUCUCAUCAUGAAUGAAAAUAAACCCACAUCAAGGCAUAUGAAAGUGAAUUUUCAGAACACUGUGGACAAAGUGAGGCUCUUGUAAGCUAUCAUACAGAAAAAAAGAGUAAGAAUCUCAGUGGCCUAAGAUUCCUCAAAAGCAGUGUUGGAAACUAGAAGAAAAUAGAGCAAUACCUUUAACAUUUUGAGGGAAAAUGCUUUUCCAACUUGGAACUCUAUACCCACCUAAACUAUUAAGUCUGGCUGUGGAAUAAAGUUAUUUGCAUAAAUGUGCAUCUGAAGAUGGGCGGGAGAGGAGGUGGAGUAUGUUUGUGAGAGUUAUACCUUUAUCUUCUAUUAGGGAAAGUCAAUAGACCAUGCUUCAAACUGAAGAAAAAAAAGGAAGAAGUAACAUAAGCAUGUUAUAGAGAGACAGGCAGUACAUGCUUGGAGAGAAGGCUGGGGGAGUUGAACACAGUUCAACUUAGGGGAGUAGGAGAUGUUGGGAGCUGGGUGUGGAACAAGGAUACUCCCCCCAGGAAGGCGACUUCCUAUGAGGUUUGUAGAAGCAGUUCACCCUUCAAUCUUUGUGCAUGAAUAGGAGAAACUGAAUGUUUUGGGGGGAGCAGUUGAAGCAGAAGAGGAAUAAGAGGAAGAGAAGCAUGAGGAAGAAGAAAAAGAAGAAGAAGAAAAAAAAAGGAAAGAACAUUGAGGCUAGUGGUUGGAAGAUGGACUCAGUUCAGGCUUUUUCUUUGAAACUCAGCUUCCUGACUGAUAAGGUGGGAGAACUAUAUCUUCGUUGGUGGGCUUUUGUGAGAAUUAAAUAUUCUGGUAUAAAGUAAGUCUUUAAUACAUGUUUAUUUCAAUGACUUCUAUUGUUUUGAAUAUAUGAGAGACUUGAAAAUGUAGAAAUUCUGAGUGAUGGAAAAAUUCAUCCAUCUACACAUCAUUGUCCAUCAAAUACGAGUGUCCAUAUGGUCCUGAAUAACAAUGCCAAGGCAGCCAGCCUUGGACCACAGGCCAUUUUUACUCCUGUUUGUUUACAUUUUCAGUUCCCCAGUGUAUGGGGAACAGCCUCUGAGAAGGAGAGGCUUUCUCAAAGGUGCCCUUUCCUUUGGAAGCAUCCCUGACAGGUUGUGUCCCAUAUGUCUCCUUGCCCGAGACACCUAGUGUGGAAAAUGUAGAAGCAAAAGCAUGGUCUAGGAAGGGACCACGCAGGGUAGUCUGACUGUCUGAAUGAGGACCAGCAGGCCAUUUGAUAUGACCGGCUCUCCAUCUUCCUCUGCAGCCAGAAACCUCCAAAGACACCAGGGUAUACCUGCCAGCAUUCUAGCCUGGUCUGCCUUGGGUCUUCUGAGCAUUUUCUUGCCCACUGACCAGAUGCUUCAUCCACUUGGUAUCUGGAAACAGCACGGUCUUGAGAGUUUCUUCAUAUAUCUUCAUUUUUAUAACACAGUUCUUUCUCCUAGUUCAUUUUUAAUUAAUCUAAGACAAAUGUCCCUCUUUCUACCAGAAAAUAGCAAUGACAGGAAUCAAUAGUGCUGGCUGAUGCAUGGUCAGCCCUGCUCCAGGAAGCCUGAGCCUGAGACAGCCAUUCUCUUCCUGUAAGCUUUCUGGGAGUCACAUCCUACUCCAAAUGCCUGAACCACUAAUUGGCCAAUGAUCGUCAUUGCUUUCUUGGUGUGUCCUUGGAGCUAUUUGGGGAAAUAGUCAUCCGGACAAGGUUUAGACAGAGGGUUCAGCAUCCAUGCCUGAUCAUCCUGAGUCUAAAGUCAUCUCACUGUAGGAAAAAUAUCCCACAUAUGUACUGAACCCACAUUAGAUAUUUUGUUGUGGCAGCUUUUCUUUCACAAAAUGCAUGAAUGAUAUAGACCAGGGGUCAAUAGCAAAUCCAUGUGGGGUUUUAUAGGGUGUGUGUGUGUGUGUGUUGCUUGUACAUUUUUUAUAUUCACUUGCUAGAACUGCUGCGUGCUGGAGCUCUGGGACACAGAUCAUUUGAAAUCAAUAGAUAAACCCUAAACUUUAUUUCAGCUGGUAGCUUCUAUCUUCUCACUCAGCUGAGUCUUCCAUCACUGAAGCUUCCAAGGACUAAAUCAGCCAGAUGGUUCUGGGCAUUACAAGUUGCUGCAGGAUGAGUGGAGGAGGCUUCAAUAAUCCAUAAUUUUGUCCCCAAAAGCUGAGCCAGCUUUAAACGCUGCCAACUUGCACUGAUAAGGAAGGCUGCAGCGGGAUGACUCCCUUUUGGGGUAUGUGAAGUUGGAUGGCUGACUUCUCUGACUCUGAGUUACAUCAGUAAGGCCUGGCCUAGAGUGUCUGCCAUGGACAAGAGCCAGAUCUGACACAGUGGGAAGGAAAUGUAGAUAGAACUUAAAGACAUUAGAAGAAGGAAAGAGAGAUGAUACUCUAGAUUCGUGAAGGAGGAGGCAAGAGUUUCCAGGAGGGAGGGAGUGUGGUAUUUAAUCAGAAUGAGGACUGUGGAAUCUGGUGAGGAGGAAGGUAAUGGAAAGCUUAGAGAGAACAGUUUCAGUGGAAUGUCUGAAGCCAGACUGUAUGGCAUUUGUGAGGCAGUGGAAGCUGUCGUGUGCAACCCAGGAUGAUGCCAAAUCCUAUUGCUAGUAGUGAUUGCCUCGAGUUCUUUGUGGAGCAGGAUCGUGAGGUUGUUUCUGGGUGAAUCUAGGAGGAGUGCUAUGAUUGAUUUCUAAUAUCUGUUGUGGGCAUAGGAGCGGUCAGUGUUGGCCUGCAUGACACAUAUGUACCAUCCUUAGCAGAGGUUAGAUGUUGUAGGAGUUGUACCUCACCACUAUUCCCUGAACAUGGCCUGCCCUUCUUUUGUCUUCCUGCUUUUAUUCAGGGUGGAUGUUCAUGAUCUCUCACAACAAGCCCAUGACUAAUCCCAGCAGACACUGGCUGGAAACGACCAGUUGCCCAUGCUCAUGCAUACCACCAAGUAUCAGCUCUGUUGUUAUUCAUGUUAUUUACUCAACCUGCAGAAUGCUUUCCUUGUGUUGAUCUCAUGAACCCCACUCAUUCUUCAAGCCCUCUUCAAAUGUCAUCUCCUCCAUGUAGUAUUUCCAAUAAACUUUGAUCCUUUUUCUAUGUUCCCAAGGUACUUGUUAUAUAUCUGAAUUAUAGCACUUACAACACUUUAGUAUUUCAGUUGUUUAUGUGCCUAUAUCUUCCUUCAGCCUAGAAGCUACUUGUGGGCAGAAGUGGUACCUGAUUAAAUUCUGAGUCAUCAAAGGCAAGCAGAAUGCCCAGUACAUAAUUGGCACUCAGUAAAUCACUCCCUUGCCUAGAAUUAGAGUGUAGGCUUUCAUUAAAUGUUUGAUGACGUCAUUUAUUUGUGGUUGGUUUUCAUUUUCUUUUUAAUAAGGAAAAUGUGAAUAUGUUUGAAGGCAAAACAAGAAUGCCUGGUACUUGACAGAACUUCAGUGAAUCAGGAUUGGGCCCAAGGCUGUCCCAUCCAGAUGAACAGAAUGACCCAGGAAAGAGGCAUCUGCUCUAACCUUCCUUCUAAAACCACAUCACCAUUCUCCCUGCCCUGACCCUGUUGAAUAUGGCUCUCCAUUUGCUGAGAUGUGUUGAUUAUUGAUGGAUCUGAUGUCAUCAUUCAUUAACUCAACACAUACUUACUGAGUACCUACUGUGCACAAGCCCUAGAGGCACAUGCCCUGACCCUCAGGGGCUCAUUGGAAAAAUAAAACUAUGUCGAGGCAAGGCUUCAUGAUAGAAAAGGAAACCUUUUCAUUGUUUGCCUUUCAUAUGCUUGACCUAUGUGAAAGCAGGACAGGAGAGUGAAGAACCCAGUACAAAUAAUUUUCUUUAAAGAUAAUGCCAAAGUAGUAAAACAAGAAAAAUGAAAGUAUGCUGCUAAAAUUCAGCAACCCAGCUACCCUGGGCUGUAGCGGUGGGAAGGGGGAGCAGGAUAUCUGGAGCGCUGGUGAUGAUCUUGCUCUGGGCGAUGGUUAUCUGGAGGUGCUCAGCUUGUGACAAUUCAUCAGGAGGCACUCCUCUGUGAGGUGCACUUCUGUAUGGGCAUCAGACAUCAACCAAAAGAGGGCAAAAGAUGAUGCCUGGAAAUUAAGUUGGAAGUGUUGCAGAAAGUAGUGAGGUUUUCUCAAAAUAGUUUUGACUCAAAAUUAGGAAAUCCUUUCUACCGAAAUCACUCACAGAUGAACUCAGCUUUUCAGGGGACUGGAGAUUGAGUUUAUUGGCUGCUGUACCCAUGGCGCCCUGCACAGGGCCUGGGCUGAAUAGGCCAAAACUGUGUCUUUGUGAAAUGAUGGGAUGGGUGAAUGCCUGCAGCUGCUAGCUUCUCUGCAAGGCUUCAAGAAGUCUGACCGGAAAUUGCAGUGAGAUGGGCACCCUGAUGGAUUUGCUUCAGGAUGAUGAGAGCAGCAGCUCUUCUUAAGAAACUACAGUGUGUCAGGUCAUUUACGUGUGUCCUCCCCAGGCUUCCUACCAGUCCCUCUUAACCUGGAGGAAACAGAGGCUUGAAGGAGAAAUGAUUUAUCCAAAGCCACGCAGCUCCAGAGUCUCCUGCUUUCUCAUAUAGCACAUUACGUCUGAUACCUUCAAAGUCUAGUCCCAAUCCUGGCCUUCUACAGUUCUAGAGUCUGCCUGCUUCCUUAGAGGUGAUGUUGAGAAGAGAAACCUGAUUUCUUCUGCACAAAGGUGGAAGUGAGGCUGUCAGUGGGUGGGGGCCAGGACCUCCUUUUCAUGAGGUGUUUUCCUGGCCCAUGCAUUGCAAACAUUUUGAUGGGGACUGGAGUCUAGACCAACAGGGUGCUCGUGGGUUAGACCCGACACCCAAGACUGAGUGACUCUGCUUCUGUCUUAAAUGUGCCUCUUGGGCUGAAAUAUCUGCUUCCUUCAGAGAGAGGGACUGAAGCUGGGGAGAAAUUCAGCUUGUGAAUUUCUCUGAGACUAUGCUGCGCCCCUUAUGACUGGCAACUUAUUACAAAUGUCACAACUUAUUUGCAGCUGGAAGGAUAAUUUAGCAAGCUCUGUGUCUGCCAAAUAAGGAUGUUUGCGUUUCAUACCAAGCAUCCUGUUCAUGUGCUAACAGAAGCGUUCAGAAGAGUAAGCCUCGAUCAAACAAACAAAUGAUUAACCUUAAAAACAGACACAUAAACAGAACCACAAUGGAUGAAUUAUGCAGCAGGCUGUCCCUGCUGCUGACACCAGCUCACAUCUGGUUUCUCUGCUCAGGCUGUUCCUAUAAAUGACUUUCCUUUCUUUGCUCCCUUCCUGGCUCCCUCUACCUGUUUUCCUUUACACAGAAGCCAGCAGAGCAUGUCACAGGCCUCCCCGUCUGUGCUCCCAAGCAGUCCUUUUCCGGAGGGGCUCAGGGACCAAGGCUUCUCAAAGGCCACACAUGCUCCCGCCUGCCCAUUCAGCCAGUGGGAUGGCCCGGGAACACUCCAGGCAGACACAGGGGCCUUUUACCCCACCUUGUGGGGCCAAGUCAGUCCACAGAAGAAAGGAGAGUCAGGUACUGUUGGUUUAAGCUUGUUUGCAAGGGACUCCAGGAGCACAUAAAUCAUGUAAGCCUCACCUUGCCUUAGAGAGACAUCUUAUUUAUACGGUCUGAGUCUGGCUUUAUGAGGUGCUAAGCUGAGCUCAGGGGAGGGUACUUUAUCCUCAGACAGGCUCUCCACUCAGAACAGUGGGUGUGUUUUUGCAGAACUUCCUGCUUUGGGCUCAAAAGGCAUUUGGAAAGACUCCUCUUGGCUCUUUGCAGCUGAGAGCCUCCUGGUUUGCGGCUCCCACAGAGGAUCUGGCAAGGAUCUGCAGCAUAUGGGGGAAAGUGAGGCAGCGGGCAAGGGAGCAAGAUCUUGGGAGCGAGAUCUGGGGCCUUCUUGGUGUGCAUUUGCUCCUACCUUCCCCGGACUAGAGAGUCUGUAAGUUGAGAAAAGGACAGGCAUCUUAGCAACUCGGGAGUCCGGGAUCCAGAAACACAAAGCAAAACCUCAUCUGUUCUGCCCUGUGGAAUUUGGAAAUUAUGAUGGCUAAUACUGACAAUAGGGGCCAAGGUUUGUCCCAGGGCUUCCAGCUCCCAAAGCACUUUCCCCUGUGUUCUCUCACACACUCAGGCAAGGUAUAAACAGGCCUUACCAAAUACAGGAAUAAGAAAUAAGUAGCUUCACUUUGGGCUGUCUCUGUGGAAGAUGCAUUAUAUAAUAUAGGCAGAUUGUGUCUUGGAAUAGUUUGUUCAUGAAAGAGUAACACACAAAAAAAGUACUGUGCUUCGGAAACUCAAUGAAUCAUCUCUGAAGCCUUAAUAAAGAGAGAGUGAAUAAUAGAAUAAUAUUAGCUUUUCCCACUUUAUCAAGUGGGUAUUUUCACCAUUUAAAAUGAGGCUGGUCAGAUUCAAGAUUCUAUGAGAUUUAAACAUCUGUUUCUCUUGCUUACUUUUUCAUUCUCAUCGAUGUCUUGGUUGAAUAGUUACAGGGCUGGAAAAAUAAUAACAUUGAAUUUUUUUUUUAAUGUAGACCAUUAGAGUGCCGCGCACACCAGAGUCCUAGCCCAGUACGUGCUGAAUAAUUGACUGAAGGAAUGAAUUCUGACUUUUACCUUCUGCAUAUGAGAUUGCUGUCAAGUCUUGGAGAAACGGUGCACCCUGGGCCCAAUUGGAUGGUCAUUUUUUUUUGGUCCCUGCUCAUAGGUCCCUCUCAUGGCAUUACCCAUGCCCAGCCUUCCUGUCUGAGCUCAGCUUCCUUAGAGCUGCUUUUCUGUCCAGUUUCCAAGCUGAGGUCGGUGUUGCACAGAGGCCUCUGCUCCAGUCAGCUAACAAAUCUGUCCUUUGUACGUCCCUGCUGUGUGCCUGGCUUCCAGCUAGACACAGCUCUGCGGGAAGAGCAGAGAGAUAGGAGGUGCCAGGCACUUUGUUUGGCACUUUUCCUUCUCUAUCCCUAUCGGAGAUGCAAGGGAAGGAGAUCCUGGCCCUUCCCUGAUGCUAUGCACUGUCCAGAAAGAGGAGUGGAGAGAGGAAGAGGUGGGGAAUGAAUGUUUGCUGAUCCCCGCUCUGUACUGGGCUUUGGAAAAGUUUCUUGAUGCUGGCAUUUGGGCUGAAUCAUUCUUUGUCAUGGGGGCUGCUCUGAUCGUUGUUGGAUGAUUACUAGUUUUACUAGCAUCCCUGGCUUUUGGCUUUUACCCACUGGUGCUGGUAGUAUGCCUCCCUCGGUCCCCACCACAUGUGACAACCAAAGUUGUGUUCAGACAUUGCCACUGGUUUAGGUACCAGGCCUGUAUUAGCUCAUAUAAGCCUCAACAGUCCACAAGGCAGGUGUUACUAGCAUCAUUCUAUACAUGAGGAAAUGAAGCCUUGGAGAGGUUAAGACACGUACCUAAAGCCAUACAAAGGGGAUUUGAAACCCACGUCUGCCCACCAGUGUCAGAGAUCCUGGGAGGCCAGCCUCUUGCAAGUUCUUUGUAGUGGGUACCUCUGUCCAGAUUUCUACUUUUCUAGGACCCUAAACUGUGACUUUUCUUCCUGUAGACCCGCAGCAUCCUCAUCCUGGCUUUGAGAUCCUACUUGCAGUUGCCAGUUAAGUCUUUUUGUAGAAGAGAAUAAGACGAGAACAAAUGUGGUGAAUAUGUCAAGUUUUGACAAUGCUCAGCCUUUCUUUUGGCUUUUGUGUCCUUUCUCCUGAUCCCUUUUCUGUCUCUGUCUCUCUAGGUCAGAGUCUUAAUCUCUCUGAUAACUUGGAGUGGUGGAGUCCUUUCGGUUUGGGGACUGUUGAGAGCUAACUGCUGCCAUCACUGGAAGGGUUCCAUCUGUCUGAAGCUGCCACCAGGACUUUACCAGUACCUGGUGUUGGAGUACCCUCUUCCCAUAUACAUUCCCCACUCCCUGUAAACCCUCCCUCCCAACAAUUUCAUGUGCUGUGUGAGUACUAAAUUGGGGCAGUAGAGGUCUGUGUCUCUCUGGGUAUCACAAUGGGGACUCUGGGUCAGAUCAGACAUUGGGUCACAAGGCUAUAAGGCGUGGCUGUGGGAACCAUGCAGAACAAGGAUGGACACAGGAUAGGCCAUGUGGUGGGCUGUGCUUCUUGGAGGUCAGGGCUGGAAUGGUGCAGAAACCCAGGUGGAUAAGGGCUGGCAGAGGGAACAUAGGCAGCAGAGGGCAGAGUAAGAAGACCACAGUCCAGGGAAGACAGCCUCCAGGAGGGAGGUGAGUGAUGUAGCCAUCACCACAGAAGAGAUAUGCUGAUGAGGCUGCAUCUGUUCCAGGAUGGGGUCCUGAGCCCAGAGGUGAAGGAGAUAGGAUACAGCCUGCAGCCAGGAGCGAGAGAGCAGUGGGGGAGGCCAGACUGAUGAGGAAAGGCUUUAUUUCUAAUUAACUUGCAAAGCAGAGAGCCGGACAGUGACAUAAAUGAAGAUUUGGUCCUGUUGAAAGCUUAUGGACUUGACACCCUGCCAGCUCAUGGAGAUGCUGACUGCAUUGGGUGACUUUGUGGGCCAGAGGAAGGAAUGUAGUAUUGGGACAGGGACCUGGGGCUAAACUUAGGGGAACACGAUCACACAGUCAUAAAGGUGGGCACCUUCGCACCUGCCUUGCAGAGCGAACAUGAGGGCAAGAGGUACCAUGUAAGUUGCUGGCAUAGAACAGGAGCACUAGAAACGGUAACUGUCAGCACUAUCCUUUGACUCCGCCAGGAUCACAAUUUACUCUCUGCUUCUGUGAAGUAUUAUUUAUGAUGGUGUCAAAACUUGAAAGAUAUGGGAAAUUGUUAAGAGGAAUAUUAACAGCCUACCAGAGAAAACAUUUUGGCAUAUUUCCAUUUAAUCUUCCUUGACGACAACUAUAAUCAUUGCUAUUGACAAGUUCUUAUACUAUAAUGCAAUCUCUUUUAACCCAUCUCUACUUAACCAACUCAAAAAUUCACCAAUGUCCUCCAUUGUCUUCCUUCUGUGAUACUCACUGACUGAGGGCCACGACCUGCUGGACAUUCACAGCACACAGGGACCCAUACUAUUCCUAUGAACAUUGCCCCCACCAUUUUGGUAAAUGCUUACUAAGGGUCAAAGAGCUCCAUUUUCACCCAGUCCUUCUUAUGCUGGCUGAAUGUGUUAUUAUAAGAACAUAAUUUAAUUAGAGAUUAAGUGAACCAGUGAAAUAUGGGUGAAAAGAGAGUCAUUUGUUAAGGAAACCAAGCUGCAAGCAUUGAAUGGUUUGAUAAGAGUUAGUCGAUGUAGGCUGUUAGCUUAGUUGUGGGCAGGGCAACUGAUAAAAGUUAGGAAAAAUUUGUACAUAAUUCUAUAAGAAUUUUGCACUCAGAUUGUUUUGUAUGUGAGGUUAAGUUCCUUCUCCAUUCUAAAGCCAAAUCUGGGAACCACAGAUGAUAUAUAAAAGGUAUGAGCUCUCAAAAAAAGGAACACAUAGAUUUCGAACUCCAACCUGGAGACCUGUCUCAAGUAGAGGCCUUAGCUCUACAUCAAUAGACUAGCCAGAAAUGUUUCAAGUUGAAAUAGUGUCUGAAGUUUGUAUAGUAUAUAUGUACAAUAUUAGUGAUCCCUAUUUCAUUCAGAUUUUUUGGAUUAACAGAUUGGCUCAUCCUGAUAAUACCAGAUAAGAGAGUCAUAACUUGAAAUAUUGUGUUUUGAUGUGCCAAACCUUCUGAAAAACUCUAAAUAUAUAACUGUCUCAUUUAAUUCAUACAAGAACCCUUAGGGGGUAUUCUUUAAUCCAGCAAAAAUUUAUUAAGCUGCUGUUUUGUGCUGAACACUGUCCCAGGUGCUGGAGGUAUAGGUGCAGAAAGGCCAGGUGUCUGCUCUCAUGGAGCUUGUGUGUAUGUGUUGGAGAAGGAGACGCAGAACAUGAAUAAUAAACAAGAUAAUUUUAAGUAAUAAGUACUAUAAAGGAAACAAAACACAAAGUUAUGAUAAGAGUGGCUGGCGAGGGAACAGUUAGGGGUGAUCAAGGAGGACCUCUCUGUGGCAGGCAACAAAUGAGCUGGGACUUGAAUGACACGAAGAGUGUGGUCCUGGGGUCUCAGCAUUCUUGACUGAGGAAGCAGGAAGUGCAAAGAUCCUGAGGUGAGAAUGAGCCCUCAAGAAGGAAGCCCAGUGCUUCUGGAACAUGAGGCUCCCGCCAAGCCCGAGGAGGCAGAGGCUGAGCCCUUCACAGACUCCUCUCUGUUUGCACACUGGGGCCAGGAGCUCAGCCCUGAAGGCCGGCGCAUGGCCCUGAAGCAGUUCCAGUACUACGGCUACAACGCCUACCUCAGUGACCGUCUGCCCCUCGACCGGCCUCUGCCUGACCUCAGACCCAGUGGGUGCCGCAACCUCUCCUUCCCCGAUAGCCUGCCAGAGGUGAGCAUCGUGUUCAUCUUCGUCAACGAAGCACUCUCAGUGCUACUGCGCUCCAUCCACUCAGCCAUUGAACGCACACCUCCACACCUGCUCAAGGAGAUCAUCCUGGUGGAUGACAACAGCAGCAACGAGGAGCUGAAGGAGAAGCUGACGGAGUACGUAGACAAGGUGAAUGGCCAGAAGCCGGGCUUCAUCAAGGUUGUGCGCCACAGCAAACAGGAAGGCCUCAUCCGCUCCAGAGUCAGCGGCUGGAGAGUGGCCACCGCCCCCGUAGUGGCACUCUUUGAUGCCCAUGUGGAGUUCAAUGUGGGCUGGGCUGAACCUGUGCUCACCCGCAUAAAGGAGAACCGGAAGCGGAUCAUCUCCCCCUCCUUUGACAACAUCAAAUAUGACAACUUUGAGAUAGAAGAGUACCCGCUGGCCGCCCAGGGCUUUGACUGGGAGCUGUGGUGUCGUUACCUGAACCCCCCCAAGGCCUGGUGGAAGCUGGAGAAUUCGACCGCCCCAAUCAGGAGCCCUGCCCUCAUUGGCUGCUUUAUUGUGGACCGGCAGUACUUCCAGGAGAUCGGCUUACUGGACGAGGGCAUGGAGGUCUACGGAGGCGAGAAUGUCGAGCUGGGGAUCAGGGUGUGGCAGUGUGGCGGGAGUGUGGAAGUCCUGCCUUGUUCUCGGAUUGCCCACAUUGAGCGAGCCCACAAGCCCUACACCGAGGACCUCACAGCCCAUGUCCGCAGGAAUGCCCUCAGGGUGGCUGAAGUCUGGAUGGAUGAAUUUAAAAGCCAUGUCUACAUGGCAUGGAACAUACCCCAAGAGGACUCUGGAAUCGACAUUGGGGACAUCACCGCAAGGAAGGCCCUGAGAAAACAGCUGCAGUGCAAGACCUUCCGGUGGUACCUGGUCAGCGUGUACCCGGAGAUGAGGAUGUACUCGGACAUCAUUGCCUAUGGAGUGCUGCAGAACUCUCUGAAGACCGAUUUGUGUCUUGAUCAGGGUCCAGACACAGAGAACGUUCCCAUCGUGUACAUCUGCCACGGGAUGACACCGCAGAACGUGUACUACACGAGCAGUCAGCAGAUCCACGUGGGCAUCCUGAGCCCCACGGUCGACGAUGAUGACAAUCGGUGCCUGGUGGAUGUCAACAGUCGGCCACGGCUCAUCGAGUGCAGUUAUGCCAAAGCCAAGAGAAUGAAGCUUCACUGGCAGUUCUCUCAGGGAGGCCCCAUCCAGAACCGCAAGUCCAAGCGCUGUCUGGAGCUGCAGGAGAACAGCGACUCGGAGUUUGGCUUCCAGCUGGUGCUGCAGAGGUGCUCAGGCCAGCACUGGAGCAUCACCAACGUCCUGAGGAGCCUGGCGUCCUGACCCUGCUGGGAGCCGCCCCCGCCCGUCCCUUUGCUACCGUGUAGCACCUGCUGCAAUGCUGCCUGCUGUCUGGGGGGUUGUUUGAGUCUGGGGGAACCAGGUUAGCGGGACCCCCCCAAAAGAGCUUUUUAUUUCCUAUUCAAUUUUCAUGGAGUUUAUAGAAAGGUGCCGAAUGGUGGGUGAUGGUAUAAUAUCAUAAACUAUUUUGCAACUGUAAAUAGGGGACAAAUGGAAAAUAUUUAUAACUGACAAUAAAAUACUAUUGAUUAAGAAAA
This is a messenger RNA of Acinonyx jubatus (cheetah), 29389 nucleotides long. It is a transcript of the gene GALNT18, whose product is annotated as polypeptide N-acetylgalactosaminyltransferase 18. The record is from RefSeq and is a predicted model, not a curated record. The coding region runs from base 27486 to 29114 and encodes 542 amino acids. The transcript has 11 exons. Lineage: Eukaryota; Metazoa; Chordata; Mammalia; Carnivora; Felidae. Gene Ontology annotation, cellular component: Golgi apparatus.